This is a messenger RNA of Closterium sp. Naga37s-1, 624 nucleotides long. Lineage: Eukaryota; Viridiplantae; Streptophyta; Zygnematophyceae; Desmidiales; Closteriaceae. The record is from the annotation of a GenBank genome assembly.
AUGGGGCCAUCAGCCGCUCUUCCCCAGUCCUUCUCUCCUUGGCCCUCUCCAGUCCUUCCCUGGCCUCUCGGGCCCGCUCAGCGCCAUAUGCUAAGCUCCCUCCUCCAGCUCUGCUCUCCCGCCGGUUCCAGCCCGAGUCACCGUGCCUUUCUCUCGGGCCCCUCUCCUCUCCCGCACGCCCUCGCGUUCGUGCCGGCGAGACUCGUGUCUCUCUCCACCUCGCCGUGCUCGUCUCUCGCUGCCACUGCCUCUCUGGCGACGGUUCCCAUGCUUCUCCCCUCCCUUGCUGCCGACGAUCUCCGGGCGAGCGCCUGUCUCCGCCGCCUUCUCCUCCCCGCUGCUGCCGGACGAGAGGCGAGCGGAAUCCGCCGCUCACCCUCCUCUCCCAUUGCGCUUGCGGGCCGAACGUCCGUGCCUCCCCGCCGCGCCCCUCUUGCCGCUGGCCGCGCCUCUCUGACGAACUGGGCCCCUCCUCGCGUCCUUCUUCCCGCCGCCAGUGGUGGCUGGCUGCGCGUGGCUCGCCCUCCCAUCCUCCAUUGUGCAUCAACUGCCUGUCCGGCGAUCGUGCGCCGUCUUCGCCCCAGCCCCCUUGUGCCUGGCGCCAGUCGAGUGCGCGAGGGUUAA